Lagenorhynchus albirostris (white-beaked dolphin) is the source of this 2793-nucleotide messenger RNA. It is a transcript of the gene MRGBP, whose product is annotated as MRG domain binding protein. Gene Ontology annotation, cellular component: NuA4 histone acetyltransferase complex; nucleus. NCBI's taxonomy places the organism in Eukaryota, Metazoa, Chordata, Mammalia, Artiodactyla, Delphinidae. The record is from RefSeq and is a predicted model, not a curated record. The transcript has 5 exons. Gene Ontology annotation, biological process: regulation of transcription by RNA polymerase II. The coding region runs from base 53 to 667 and encodes 204 amino acids.
GCCCGUGGCCGCGCCAGCUCCCGCAGGGGGCUCGUCGCUGGGCGGCCGGGCUAUGGGGGAGGCUGAGGUGGGCGGCGGCGGCGCGGCGGGCGACAAGGGGCCGGGAGAAGCGGCCACCAGCCCUGCCGAGGAGACGGUGGUGUGGAGCCCCGAGGUGGAGGUGUGCCUCUUCCACGCCAUGCUGGGCCACAAGCCCGUCGGUGUGAACCGGCACUUCCACAUGAUCUGUAUCCGAGACAAGUUCAGCCAGAACAUCGGGCGGCAGGUCCCAUCCAAGGUCAUCUGGGACCACCUGAGCACCAUGUAUGACAUGCAGGCACUGCACGAGUCUGAGAUUCUUCCAUUCCCAAAUCCAGAGAGGAACUUCGUCCUUCCAGAAGAAAUCAUUCAAGAAGUCCGAGAAGGAAAAGUGGUCAUUGAGGAGGAUACGAACGAGGAAAUGAAGGAAGACGUGGACCCCCACAAUGUGGCCGAUGAUGUUUUUUCAUCUUCAGGAAGCUUGGGGAAAGCAACAGAAAAGUCCAGCAAAGACAAAGACAAGAGCAACUCAGACUUGGGGUCCAAAGAGGGGCCGGACAAGCGGAAGCGCAGCCGGGUCACCGACAAAGUCCUGACCGCCAACAGCAACCCCUCCAGCCCCAGCGCGGCCAAGCGGCGCCGGACGUAGACGCUCACAGCAGGCGGGCACCGUGGUCACCAGGCGGUCGGGUCAAAUGCCACUGGGCCUGCUGCCUGCCCUCAGGUGCCAGAGGCUCCCGCGGUGCCACUCAGAUCGCCUGGGCUCAGAUGGCCCCUGACGACCGGAACAGGACCCGUUCAGAUGCUGAGACCCGAGAGGUGUGAGCCCAGGCCACGAUCACGCUGGACACUCGUGGCUUCGUGACGACGGCUGAGCUGCACCUGUGGCUAAGCAUUGGCACGGGCCUGCAAACCAGGCUGCGUGGGCAGAGAGCGGGGCACAGCCAGCAAUAACACACCGACCCCCUCUGUGCUCUGAGGAGCCCUGGUCUUCCCGUUUGUCCAUCUGUCCAUCUGUCUACCGCUGUCAACUGACCGCGGCCUCAGGAGAGCGUCAGGCCGCGGGCACCGGCCCCUCCACCACCCGAGAGACUGAGAACUGGGUGUUUUGCCUCACUCACUUGUACUGUAACAAUGUAUAUAAUUUGGUUGAUGUUUCACUAUUUAAUUUUUAAGGAGCCUAUUUUACUAGUGUUUUAUAUGAAAAAAAAUACUGCAGAAGUUAAACCUGUGUUGUAUUUUUUCUGAGAUGUUUUGUUUUAAGGUAACAGACUACUGAGAUAAUUUUUGCUCAGUUUUUAUAUGCCGACACAGAGAAUUUGUAGCGGUUAUUUUUGUAUUCUCAAGUAACUUGCAACAGACCAAAUGAGCAUGUGGAGGGAGGCAGGACGUGGGGCUGACCCGCCGCAGCCUGGGCCCCGGGCUGGCCGAGGUACGCUUGUGUUUGACUGAGGGACAUUAAAACACAAAAAAGCAACCUGGAGUUGUGUGGUUUUGAUACCAAAGUAAGUUAACUUCUACAAUAGGAAGUUGUAUUUUUGCAAGAUUUAUAACUGAAGCUAACUUUGAUGUACUGGAUCACUUGAUACAAUGAAUAUACAACCUAGUAACAAUGGGUUCCAGUGGCUACUUCGUUGCAUGUAAGCAACCCUUCAAAUGCAAAAUGUCAGGAGAGCAAACCAGCGGGAACUGGUGCCUCCUUCCGAAGAACAAACGAACGUGAAGGCGAGAAUUCUGGCUGAGCUCGUGUUGAAAGGCACAGCCGGGCCUCCCGAGUGACGGCGAAGGCGCUCGCCCUCAUCUGGACAAACCACGAGGACACUGAAUGCCACCCGUCCCCCAGCACCAGGAGCACGAGGUCAGAACAGGCUGAGCCCACGAGGCCAGGCCAGGAGCUCCAUGGGCUGAGGCCACCUGGCGCGGGGUCGGAGGCCGGCACUCGCUUCCCCGGCAGGGCUGACGUUGUCCGGCAGUGUCUUGUGUCAGGUUGAGCGUCUUGGGUCGGGUCUGCCAACCCUGAGCAGCCCUGGCCUUCCAGCCCGACUUUCCUGUGUGGGCAACUGGGGCAGAAGCUUGCACCCCACGGUCAGACCUGCUGCAUGGGGGGCCCCCGUGGGGUAAGGCUCCAGCAGAAGAUCACAGCCUCGGCGGUAACCUCCUGCCACGGGUCGCGGGGGGGUGGAUCUAGACGGAGCCCAGGUGCAGUUGGGUGUGAAUGGCACUUGUAAAGUGGAAGCUGGGCAGCAUCUGAGAACAAGCCUUGUGCGUGGCCGCAGGCAGCCGUGGGAAGGCUGUGCUCUGAGCGCCGCAGGCUGGGGCCAUGGCCCUGUCUCCGCUGCAUGCUUGUCUGUUCUCUGGGGCAGAGCGGGGGAGCCUGCCCACCCACGUGCUCUCAGAGCUGCCCAACCCUGGAGGGCACCCCAGCACCCAUCAGUGCCUCAUCAGAGGCUGGAAGUCACAGCCAGGGCCUCCGAGGCCAGCUGCAAGUCAGCUAAGGUGAAGGCCAGGCCCGUGGCCGCAGCCUGCGGUGGGCCAGCCCCACCCGAUGCCUGGCAGCUCUCCUGUCACCUGCUCCUCGGGACACCUGCCCAGGCCAUCGGUGGCAGACUAUUUGCAGAAAUGCCCAGAGCUCCAUACCUUUGGCGGAGUCACCACUGUCCUUCUAGAAAGUCGUCCAGGCAAGAUGGUUCCCAGAGAGGUAACAGGUUGGUGAGCCUGCAAGGAAUUGGCACCAGCACCAAAAAAGGUCUUUAGCUGUGCCUGUGGCCAAGAUUG